Molecule: messenger RNA, 1264 nt
Organism: Drosophila ficusphila
Lineage: Eukaryota; Metazoa; Arthropoda; Insecta; Diptera; Drosophilidae
Gene: TMEM216
Exons: 3
Coding region: 539-940 (133 amino acids)
Biological process (GO): non-motile cilium assembly
Cellular component (GO): ciliary transition zone
Source: RefSeq, a predicted model, not a curated record
AUGUUGAUAUUUUGAUAUUAUCAACAACCCUAGAGGCUCCAUCGAUGGGCAGAGUUUUUAUAUAAGCCCCUCUAUGUGCCACUCGUCUCUCGCCAGGAAUAACAACAACCAGCCAGGCCAGGCGACAACAACAUCGCACACGCGUAUAAAUAAACGUGAACGCAUGUACUUAAUAUUAGCAUAGAGUUGUCGCCUGCGCGUAUUACAUAUACAUAACGUCCGUAUACUCCCAUGACAACGGGACCUCACAUCCAGAACAACAACAGCAGCGGAGGAACAGUUAAACGAAUAGGAGGAGCAGAGGAACCCAAGGGGAAUUUUUAGAGUCCAACAGGCACCCACCACACUACCACAAGCACUAAAAGAUCUCGAUGUUGGUGUAAGGAAGCAAAAACACCUGCUGCUGCUGCCUGUGGAAAAGCUGAAGGAAUAGCUGCUCCAAACUGCCCAGGUGACAUCAAACCAGUUGGAGGCGACGCACCGGCCGCCUUGAGGAAACGGAAACGGUCACGCACACGAUUUCGGAGUAGCGACCACUAUGAACGCCAGCCUCAUCUAUGAGAUACUCAUGUAUCUGAACUCGUUCUACUUUGGCAUGUACGCCGCCUUCGAAGUGGGCGUGUGCGUUUUGAAGGGGAUCUACGGCGAAAACGUGCUGUACCGGGAGGCCAGUAUCCUGCUCUCCCUGUGCAUCAUAGAGACCCUGCGCAUCGUCUUCGGUCGCAAGAGCAGUCUCAGCGAUCGUGGCUGGCAAGCAACCGCAUCCGUAAUAUUAACACUGCCCAGUCUUGCUAUUGUUAUCUACUUGUGUUGUUUUCAAACCUUUGUUCUCAAACUCGAAAUUAUUCUGAGUGCCUUAAUGAUCACCCUACAAGGUGCUGAACUAGUCUACGCCAGCAUAUUCAUUUGUACAAUGUGUCGCCCCGUGACAUACACCUAGCAGUUGAUAAACCACGUUGCCGCCGCCACGUCAACGACCAAGAUCGAGAUCAAGACCAAGCCAGCACUAACACUCCCACCUGGAGGAGAAGGAGGCGGAGGAGAAGGAGCAUCCACAGCCGAGCGACGACUACGACGAAGACGAGACACUUUCCUUUGGCACUUUCACAUCAAGCGAUUCGCAAAGACCUCCAAACUGAGCCACCAGUACACAACAAACUACACUAGUCCACUUAAGGAUCCACUUUUAAUACCCGGAUAUUAGAGGGAUUUCAUAGCCGAAACAUACCCAUUGGGUGUCACUCAAGGUACGUGGACCUUUAUG